Messenger RNA from Botrytis cinerea B05.10, 2340 nucleotides. It is a transcript of the gene BcFrt1, whose product is annotated as BcFrt1. Gene Ontology annotation, cellular component: membrane. NCBI's taxonomy places the organism in Eukaryota, Fungi, Ascomycota, Leotiomycetes, Helotiales, Sclerotiniaceae. The record is from RefSeq and is a predicted model, not a curated record. Gene Ontology annotation, biological process: transmembrane transport. Gene Ontology annotation, molecular function: myo-inositol:proton symporter activity. Bases 243 to 2090 code for a protein of 615 amino acids. The transcript is spliced from 2 exons.
GGCUACAACUUUGUGAUAGAAUGGCUAUUCAGAUGCCCCAGGUUUUCAAAUCAUAUAUCUUCGCUCAUUCCCCUCAUUCAUUCUGCAUGCCCCCGUUUUCUAUACCUCUCUAAUUUUCUUUUCGCGCCUUUAUAUUUUGUGAAGAAAAUCUUCACUUUUAUACUGAGUGGACAGUUCCCUCACAACUCCUUUUCUUCCUCUACUGAAUAGUUUUUAAACACAUCGUAAUAUAAUUCACAAUCAUGUCAGAUUUCCCCACGAAGGAGGUCGUCAACCAUGAAGACGUCAGCUCUUCUCAUUAUGACACGCAAGCCAAGAUGAGCGAAGAAGAUGUAUCAGAUGUCGGCAACGAGAAGGGUGCAGCUCAAGCUCGCCCAAGUCAUAUCGGUCGAAAGGUCUCAGAGUGGGAGGCUCUUCAAAUCGCUGCUGCAGGUGACAUGGAAACUAUUGAUAACGAAGUACAAGAUUUGGAGGCAGAGGUUACAUCUCGAGGCAAAUCUCGUUCCGACAUAUUCCAGUUGAGUUUCAAGGACCCUAGACAUUACACUUGGUUACUGGUCGCUUUUGCCUCCAUGGGAGGUCUUCUUUCCGGUAUCGAUCAAUCUUUGAUCUCCGGCGCAAAUCUAUACAUGCCAAGCUCGCUUGGUCUCAACACAAAACAAGUUAGUUUGGUCAGUUCUGGUGUACCAUUGGGUGCCGUCGGUGGUGCUUUGAUGCUCGGACCAUUGAACGAAGCCGUCGGAAGAAAACAAGCUAUCGUGUGGUCUCUAUUUCUCUACACUGUCGGAGCAGCACUCGAAGCCGGUGCCGUGAACUUUGGCAUGAUGAUGGCUGGACGUGUCAUCCUCGGUCUCGGUGUCGGUCUCGAAGGUGGAACUGUCCCUGUCUACGUCGCAGAAUCUGUUGCACCCAAAUAUCGUGGAAACUUGGUCUCGCUUUACCAGUUCAUGAUUGCGCUUGGAGAAGUCCUCGGUUAUGUCGUCGCUGCUAUUUUCGUCGGUGUUAAAUCUGGUGGUUGGAGAUACAUGUUGGGAUCUUCCCUCGUCUUUUCCACAAUCAUGCUUGUCGGUAUUCUCUUCAUGCCAGAAUCCCCCCGUUUCCUUAUGCACAAAGGACGCACUGCCGAUGCUUGGGGUGUCUGGAAACGUAUUCGUGGUACAGAUGAAGCUGCUCGUAAGGAAUUUUUCGUCAUGAAACAUUCCGUCGAUUCUGAGCGUGAAAUGGAAGGUGCUCGCAAGAGAUUCGCGUGGCUCGACUUCAUCACUGUUCCUCGUGCUCGUCGUGCGAUUGUUUAUGCAAACGUCAUGAUUUUCUUGGGACAAUUCACUGGUAUCAACGCUAUUCAAUACUACAUGGCCACGCUUAUGCAACAAGUUGGUUUCAAUGAUAAGGAAGCUGUCUUCAUGUCGCUUGUAGGAGGUGGAGCUCUUCUCAUCGGUACCAUUCCUGCCAUUCUCUACAUGGAGAAAUUCGGUCGUCGUUUCUGGGCCAUUGCUAUGCUUCCCGGGUUCUUCAUCGGUCUUGUCAUCAUCGGUUGUUCAUACCUUAUUCCUUUGACCAACAAAGCGGGUUCCCAAGGUACAUAUAUUACCGGUCUUAUUCUCUACGAAGGUUUCUUCGGUUCCUACGCUUGUCUUACUUGGGUUAUUCCUUCCGAGGUCUACCCUACUUAUCUCCGUUCUUACGGUAUGGAAACUUCGGAUACCAUGCUCUUCCUCUGCUCUUUCCUUGUUACAUAUUUCUUUGCUGAGAUGCAAAAAGCUAUGUCGAAUAUUGGUUUGACAUUGGGUUUCUAUGGUGGUAUCGCAGUGGUCGGUUGGUUCUACCAGGUGCUUUUCAUGCCUGAGACCAAGAACAAGACGCUUGAGGAGAUUGAUGUUAUUUUCAGUCAACCUACUGGUCAAUUGGUCAAGGAGAACUUGAGAAGUUCAAUGGUGACUGCUAGUGAUUUUAUUCAUGGACGAUGGGGUAAAGUCUUCUCUCCAGUUUCUGAGAGUGAUAUCUUCAGAAAGGAGAAUGGACAUAAGUCUGAUGAGGGUGGAAUGGGAGAUGCCAAGCAUGAGGAGUUGAUGCAACCUGAGUCUAUGUAGAUGAUGGAUGGUAUGGUCGUUACAAACAAUGACGAACUUACUAUAGGAGAUGGAUUAAUGCCUUAUGGAACGAUUUGAAGGGAGGCAAUAUUUUGGAUCAUGAUUUAAUGGCAUGAAAUGCGAUGAUUAUAUAAAAAGUUGGAUGGAUAUGAAGGGAAAGGUUAUAUUCGGACGAGUAAUGAUUGAUAUGUAAUAAAAAUGAUAUCCCUUGAUUUUAAUACAAGUAAUGCAUGAUACCUUUUUAAGAUCA